This is a messenger RNA of Limulus polyphemus (Atlantic horseshoe crab), 1740 nucleotides long. RefSeq lists its product as uncharacterized. The record is from RefSeq and is a predicted model, not a curated record. NCBI's taxonomy places the organism in Eukaryota, Metazoa, Arthropoda, Merostomata, Xiphosura, Limulidae. The coding region runs from base 1 to 1740 and encodes 579 amino acids. The transcript has a single exon.
AUGAUCAUCUUCAUCUUACGCUUUCAGGUUAUUUUUGCAGCAGAAGAUACACAAGAAAAGAGUGAUCAAGGAAGACCUGAUAAGAUAGCCAAUGACGACAUGGAAGUAGCAGAGAACCAAGAUUACUCGCGUCCGAACCAAUAUCGACCUCUUCCGCUGCCACACCAUCCCGUAAAAUCAGGAUUUGGUCCUUUGUUAGGCAGCCUGGAGAGUCAUUCCAUCCCUUUCAUACUACCAUUACCAGCUCAGAAAGGUUCUCUUAUUUUUCCUUCUCUGCUGCAGAAAACAAAACAAGGAGAAUUGGGAGGAUACUCAUCUGAUCACCGUUCACCCCAAGAUGGACAAGGUGGUUAUGGUUCCCUUGAAGCUACUUAUUCGUCCAAAGUGAAACCUGAAGAGAGCCCUGGAUAUUCUGGACAUCAAGGAUUCAGACCAGACCACCAGACCAAUAAGUUUCCAGAGUUUUCUAGCCUCCCUGGAAGUGAUCCUUGGCCAUUAACCCAGCCAGAGAUGCCCAAGAUUGUCCAUUUAGAUGUCAAAUGUGAAAAAAACCUUAUGAAAAUUUCUGUUGAGUUUGAUCAACCUUUUUAUGGAAUUAUCUUCAGUAAGGGUCACUAUAACCACGGUAACUGUGUCCAUCUACCUGCAGGAUCGGGUCGAAAGAAUGUCUACUUCGACAUAUCUGUUAACAGCUGUGGUACUAAAGGAAACACACAGAAUGGUCUUUAUGGUUACGGGGGAAACAGUGGUAGUGGAACAUUUUUCGAAAACACUAUUAUUGUUCAGUACGAUCCUCAAGUUCAAGAGGUGUGGGACCAAGGCCGGAAACUACGUUGCACGUGGCACGACCAUUACGAGAAGGCUGUCACUUUCCGACCUUUCCCGGUGGAUAUGCUAGAUGUAGUGAGAGCUGACUUUGCUGGAGACAAUGUCGGAUGUUGGAUGCAGAUCCAGGUAGGUAAGGGACCUUGGGCUACCGAAACAGCUGGAAUCGUUAAGAUUGGUCAGACCAUGACCAUGGUGUUAGCUAUAAAAGAUGCUGAGAAUAGGUUUGAUAUGCUGGUCAGAAACUGUAUCGCUCAUGAUGGCAAGCAAGUGCCUAUCAAGCUUGUUGAUGGUAGAGGCUGUAUCGUCAGGCCUAAGCUCAUGAGCAGAUUCACAAAAAUUAAGAAUUUUGGGUCCAGUGCGUCUGUUCUAUCUUUUGCCCAUUUUCAGGCCUUCAAAUUCCCAGACUCUAUGCAGGUUCAUAUUCAAUGUACCAUCCAGAUAUGCAGAUAUCAGUGUCCAGAGCAAUGCUCUUAUCCCUUAGACUCCAUUACUGUCCGCGAAGACAUCCAAGAACCGCCUCCAAGUUAUAUUUCUGCUGGUAGGCCACGAGAGGAACGUGAUGUUAGCUACAAUGAAGACGCAAAGAUUCCUAAUCACGACAGUAGUUCAGCGUUAGAAGAAAUGACCGAGAUCGGAUUAAACAAGAUUAUUCAUGUCGUUUCAGUUAGAGAUUUGUCAUUUUCGUUAACAGCCAAUGAUUCUGCACCAAUUUAUUAUACUCAAGAGCGAAAAGAAGGAAGCAUUGUCUGCAUGUCGACACUAAGUUUUUCUAUCUCCCUUGUAGUACUUCUGGCCAUUGUGAUAAUCUCAUCUGUUUUAUCAACAGUUAUUUAUCUUAGACAACGAACAGCAGAUGGCGCCAAGUUCUGGCUGCCUUAUAACCCGCCGGUUUUAACGAAAAACAAACCUUAA